AUGACCUCCUCCCACUCCAAGAAAGCCUCCAUCGCACUCUCCUACGACAGCAUCGCCGCGCUCUUCCCCCUCCGUCAGGUCGACGCCGCCAAGACCCUGGGGGUCUCGCUCACGGCACUCAAGAAGGCCUGUAAGCAGGUCGGGAUCGCGGGCUGGCCCUACUCGAGGCAGCACCAGGGCCGCAGCAGCGCCAACCAGCCGUCAAGCGAGCAGCCGAGCGAGGAGGACGGGGAGGGCGGGGAGGGCGGGGAGGGCGGGGAGGACAGGAGGGAGGGUCAGAUGUACAUGGCGAGGGGGCUUUUUGAGGAGGCGCUCGAGCAUGUAGAGGGGAGAACAGCUACAAAUGGACUGAGAAAGAAGAAGGAACAGAAGCAGAGGCAGAAUGGAUGA
Guillardia theta CCMP2712 is the source of this 390-nucleotide messenger RNA. RefSeq lists its product as hypothetical. The coding region runs from base 1 to 390 and encodes 129 amino acids. The transcript has 3 exons. Lineage: Eukaryota; Cryptophyceae; Pyrenomonadales; Geminigeraceae. The record is from RefSeq and is a predicted model, not a curated record.